Molecule: messenger RNA, 6739 nt
Organism: Lagopus muta (rock ptarmigan)
Lineage: Eukaryota; Metazoa; Chordata; Aves; Galliformes; Phasianidae
Product: gap junction beta-6 protein
Exons: 2
Coding region: 4917-5708 (263 amino acids)
Biological process (GO): cell communication
Cellular component (GO): connexin complex
Source: RefSeq, a predicted model, not a curated record
UGGCUCUGAGGGACGUGGAUAGCGGGCAGUGCUGGCGCUGGGUGCCUGGCUCAGACGGGUGGUCUUAAGGGUCUCUUCCUGCUUUAACGAUUCUGUGAUUUUAUGAAAUAUUCCAAGGGAGCAAUCAGAGGGUGGUUAGAGGACAAGGAGCCUUUUAUCUCAAGUGCUCUUUUAAGCCAAGUUGCUGUGCUUUUAUCACUAAUGAGCUGUGGCUUGUGUGCAGUCAUAUCUAGGUCUGGGCCUGGCUUGUGGCUGGGUUUACCACAAAGUCUGUGUGCCCUGGGUUGAAAGUAGCAUCAGCUAGUUUCAUUUUUGAUUUUCGUUAAUGAAUUUCUGUGGUUUCUAUUAUCUCUUGGUCUCUGUUGCUCAGCCUGCUUGCCUUGAAAUAAGGCAGGAAAAGCAGCACGGAGGAAGACUGUAGAUUUAGUUCAGAGACAGAGCAAUAGUGAGUCAGGCUUCAGUCUUCUGCAACGAGCUCGAAGGAAGCACCUUUGUGUCCAGUUAGGGAUUGCAGUAUGACUUUUCUAGAUGGGGUUUGCAUAUGUUUGCAGAGCCACAAUGAUGUUCUUCUAGCGCAUGUUCUUUGAGACUUCAGUCCCCAGGACUGCCAGUCUGGUAACUGGUGGUAUAAGGACUAUGUGUCACAGAGCUUAAAAUGGAGCAAUAAAAAAGCAUGGCUUCUGAUGCAUCUCUGGAAGAAUCCAUUUUUUCAUGACAGGGCCACUUCUUUCAAAUUACUGCCUGUGUUGUUUUGCAUGCCUUUAAGUCUAACCAGGGUAAGAUUACUUGGCAGACUCACUGAGUUGGUGCAAAAAGUGAAAAAGGUACAAUAGAAUAUCUCAGUAUCUAGGAAAACGGCAGUUCUUUGAGGUACAUUUAAGUUACUGCACAAAGUUAUUGCAGAGAUUCAGCUGUCAGCAAAAGGGGCACUUUACAAAUGGUGCUUCUUGUUGUUAUGUGAAUGGGGAAAUAAAAGAUGUCAGAAACUUCAACAAACGAGAGCAUGGGUUUAAUUUUUGUUUUUCUUCAGAUGUUUUUUCCUUGUUCUGCUCCUCACAGCUCUUAAUUGCUGUUAAUGAUGACUGGUGGCUUAUCUGAAAAGAUACCCCACUCUUGCCUGACUAAGUACUGUUUUGUAUGAAAGAAAAUCUGAAGUGAUGAUGUAUGAGGAGAGAUACAGUGCUGUUAAAACAAGAGGAAUAUGAACAAUAUAGAAAUGCAGCAAUUAGUUACUAAAGGGAAGCUGAAAACAAUUUUUUUUUUUUUGUAUCUCAUAUGUAGUUCUUCCUGCCGUAGACACUUCUGAAAGGAAAAAGUUGUUUUUUAUCUCUACUUUGACUGAAAGAAAUACUGACAAAGUGCACGCUGAAGGAAAAGCUGCAUUCCACUAUAAAAUAGUGAUGAUGUUUCCAUAAAGGUUCAACCCCUCUCUGAGGAAGCAAUCUGCCCGUCAGAAAUCCUGUGAGGUGGGAGUGGGUGUAUCUCCAGGAACGCAUGGUGAAUCUGUAGAGAGAAUGUGGAUGUAUGCCUAAGCCUGGUGAUUGUUGUUGUCUUUUACAAACCCAGACAAAUAGUACUGCUACUUUUGUAUCUGGGGGCAAGGCCAAGUGCACGUAAAACUUUAUUUAGAAUUUGGGAAAUAGGACACUCACAUCAGUGAAGAAAUAGUCCUCAGGAAUUUGAAUCCCUUUCAAAGCAAGGGCUGUUAAGCACUCUUUUUUUCCCCCCUGUAAACCUUUCCUUCAAAAAUUGCUGAGGGGCCCAAUUCUAGUUGGAAUUCUUCAAUCUUGUCAUACCUUCGAGCAUGACCAACCUUUCUGAUGUCUUAUUUUCCACAAGUGGAGUGAAUUUCGUGCAGAGGUGUUCUGGAGGAUGAUAAUUCUCCAUUUGUAGUUAUAGGGUAGUGAAAUAGCCAUGGAUAUUUCCAAACCUGCUUGGAAAAUGGCUUGGGAGGACAUAAGGGCAUGAAAUAGGGCAGUCAUAAUGUGGUCAGUGUGGGGCUGAAUCCUCAAUGCUCUUGUUAUUUACUUAGCAUAUGUUUUUAAUACUACAUGCAGAUUGGGUAGUGACCUGUUGUUUUAAAGGCUGUAGAUUUUCUUACGUGAGGCUUAGAGCAAACAAUGUAUCCUGUUGGGAUAUUUUUGAGUAGAAGAAAACACAAUGCUUGCUGUGUUCAGACCUGCAACUGUCAGAGGUUUCCUGUUCCUGAUUAGUCUUGGCCUGUUCUUGUGUCAAAUCAGAUAUACUGUAACUCCUAUCUGUCUUGGCUCUUCUGUUGCUCUCCAGUUUCCACUCUGAUGUGGAGAUAGGCGCUCAGAACAAAGCUGCUGGAGAGCUGCACGGGCUUUUGGGAUUGUUAGACUGAUCUUUUGAUCCUUAUUCAACUUCUUAGUAGAACGUUGAUUCUUGAAAGAGUGUGCAGUUGAAGCACUCUUAUGUUUUUAAUAUACUGCAGUAAAAUUAAAAUAGCUGGAAGCUUCUUAUAAUAGUGAAAUGAAAGGAUUUUGGUUUGCCUGAGUCAGAGUUCAAAGCUGCAUCUUAUAGUGUGAACUCUACACUGCAGCUGUCAUAAUGGGAGGAGCUGUGCUCUCUCUUAAGUAACCAGUGUUCCGAAUGGUUCAAUUUAAGCUCUGUAUUUCAACUUUGAAAUAGUGCUUAUCAGUCUUGGUCCACUGAUAACGAAGUAUGACUCUCUGAAGUGUCCAAUUGUAGAGGAGCACUUCAGAACAACCCUGUGAGAAAGUGAGAUCUUGCUAUCUCAUUUAAUGUCUGGGGAACUAAGGUGUGGGGUAGGCUUAAAGUUAAGUAGACAGUCUGGGAGAGUCAGCAGGUAAGUGUUGUCGCCUGUGUGCUGGCCUUCCUUGCUGAGAUCAAGGGAUGCUGUCUUCGGAAGAUAUUGAUCUAAUAUGUAUUUAUAAGAAGCUUCUUAGAUUCCAUCCAGACAAUGUUGUUCUGUGUUGAAGCUGCUGCUCUCAGGCUUCUGAUUUCCUUCUUUAUCUCCAGCUCCGAUCAGGAGCAGUACGUUUUGUUUAAAGAUUAUCUCAGCUGAGGUACUCCUGGGUUGGAUGAAGGGACAUUUGUCUUCGCAGACUGCCGAUCUUAUACCAAUAUCUAGAAGCACUUUGCACUGGUGACUGCUGGUACCCUACACUGAAAUUCUGAUAGGAAUGGAGACACUGUGGACAACCUCUGCAUUUCUGUUUGGUUCCCUUAGAAUAAUAAAUUGGACCAUAACAGAGGAGUGUGCAGUCUUUGAAUUUAUAUGUGCUGUGGGCCACUUCCUGACUGGAUCCCUUAGAUGUUCCUACAGUGCCUCCAACAUGACUUUUUUGCCUUGUUAAUAUCCUAUAGCAGUGAGUUCCACAGUGUCGUGAAAGCGAUGCAGCUUCUGUUGUUUCUACCUUUGCUCUGCACUCUGUAGUUUGCUGAAGCCAUGGAUUUAACCAUUGACUAAUGAUUAUCUGGUAUACCAGUCCUUACCAGAGCAGAGCAAAAUCACCUGCAAGUAGCUGUGUGCCUGAAGUGCUUGGUGGUGGUGUGAUGUGGGGGGAUUUUAGUGGGUGCAUGCAGAAUGCCGUGGUGGUUGUUUAAUGCAGGUUGACAGGAACUAGUUUAAGCAGUAAACAGUCUGGCAGAGCAGAGCUCAAAACCUGCCCAGCAGCUGGAAAACUGCAGAAAUAGGUAAUUCUAUUUCUCCUGCUGUCUGGCCUUCUAAUGGUGCCUGAGCCCACUGGGGGAAGAGCUGUGUGCCUCUCCAUGUGUUGUGUGGUCAUGUAGAACCAUUUCCUGCACUGCCAGCUCUUUGGGUGAGAGUAGUGACAUCUUAGGAUCAUUUUUAUCUCCUGCUGUAAUAGCUGUGCUGUCCUGCUCCUCUGAUUUCUCAGAUGGAGGAACAGAAGGUUCAGCCAGUAGAAGAACAGAUUCAUGAAUUUGUUUGGUUACCACAGUCUCAUUUCAAAAUGCACUCUAAAUGCUUCAUCUACUAGAGUUUACUACCUUAUCUUCUGUUCUUCUCAUCUUCCUCCUUUAUCUUCAGUCCCUAUUCCCACUGUACUUUUUUUCUUUUGUCCCAAUUUCACCUGGCUUUUCAUGUCUUAACUUAUUCCUGUCCUGUGCUUUACUUCUGAGAUGAGCAAAUACUGUCUACACACUGUAAUUUCUGUGUGCAUUUAAGUGGAUUGGCUCACACAAUUAUCUGUAAAGAGUUAGCAGCCAUCAAAGGGAAGUCCUUUUCCUGUUUUGUUUCCAUUGUUCAGCCAGACAGUUAAUAUUUCACUUACUAGUAAGGAGGUCUGGAAAGCAAGCAUUUGAAAGAAAGAUAACCUGCAGUGGGGAUCAGCACCCUACCUUUUUUUUAGGAAACUAGGAAUAAAUGAGACAUCACAUCAGUACACAGUAAACUAGGAGUGAAUGAGACUUCGCAUCACUGCAGAUAGCCCUGACCUGAUGUCUGGAUGGAGUGGUCUGUGAAGGGCCAUACUCAGUUAACUUACAUUCUGCUUUGGUCACUGUCUAUUUAUUGGAUGAAAGGUGGGCACUUCAGUGAUUUAUGAAUUGCCUUUAUCUCUCAGUAACACAGUUUAGAGUAUCUAAUAUUAAAAGUCAGGGAAAACCAGGUCCAGAGUAUCUGGGUAGGGUUUCAGCUGCUUGAAUAUGGCCUUGCAGUCUCAGCUGUUCUGCUCUUCAAGAACUUCACUGAGUGCAGUAUCUGAUCAGUGCUUAUAUCAGUCUCCUGAACUCCUCAGAAGUCACAUGCCUUUCUGCUAGCAUAAAAGCAAGUCAAGCCAUGAGGGUAGAACAAGGAGGGGCAAAGGUUGGUGACUAGCUCAGCAAGCAGCAGUAAGAAUGGGAUGGUGGCAGGUGGAGUGGGAGAGAUUGCUGGAGGAGUUGGAAGGUCAUACCUUUAAAACAAGACAAUGGACUGGGGAGCUCUGCAGACCAUCUUAGGAGGUGUAAAUAAACACUCCACCAGCAUUGGGAAGAUAUGGCUCACAGUCCUGUUCAUCUUCCGUAUCAUGAUCCUGGUUGUGGCUGCAGAGAGAGUCUGGGGAGAUGAACAAGAUGACUUUAUCUGCAACACUUUGCAACCUGGUUGCAAGAAUGUUUGCUAUGAUCACUUUUUCCCCAUCUCUCACAUCAGACUCUGGGCCCUGCAGCUGAUCUUCGUUUCUACCCCUGCGCUGCUGGUGGCCAUGCAUGUGGCUUACAGGAGGCACGAGAAGAAAAGGCAGUUCAGAAAGGGAGACCAGAAAUGCGAGUAUAAGGACAUUGAAGAGAUCAGAACCCAGAAGUUUCGUAUUGAGGGCACCCUGUGGUGGACGUACACUUGCAGCAUCUUCUUCAGAUUGGUCUUUGAAGCAGUCUUCAUGUAUGCAUUCUAUUUCAUGUAUGAUGGGUUCCGAAUGCCUCGCUUAAUGAAAUGUAGUGCUUGGCCCUGCCCCAACACAGUAGACUGCUUUGUUUCUCGACCUACUGAAAAGACAGUGUUCACUAUUUUCAUGAUUGCUGUGUCCAGCAUUUGCAUUCUUUUAAAUGUGGCUGAAUUAUGUUAUUUACUGACAAAAUUUUUUCUCAGAAGGUCUAGAAAAGCUGGAAAUCAGAAACACCACCCCAACCAUGAGAAUAAAGAAGAAACCAAACAAAAUGAAAUGAAUGAGUUAAUAUCUGAUAGCUGUCAGAACACAGUUAUAGGAUUCACAAGUAGCUAAGGUGGUGUCAGUGCUGGUAUUCACUCUGAAAAGGGUGAAUGUUCUUUGUCUAAUGGCUGCAAAUAAAAUUUGUUAUACUAAACAGCUUCUGUUGGGAAAGAUUUAGAUGUGUAGUGACAGGUGUCAGCUAUGCACCUGUUGAGGAAAAAAAAAAAAGGCAGCUUAAACAUUUGAAAGUUAUGAGGACUAAAUAGGAAAUUGUAUUUUCCUACAGAUAUCCUUACAAGGAUGCUCUGACAAAUGCACUAGUGCCUUUGUGUGGUUCCUUGAAAAUGCUAUGCAACAGCAAUAAGAACAAAAGUCUUUCCAAGCUAGAUGUGCUAAUGUUUCAAACUGUUUUGUAAUAAAGAUAGUUUUUGAUUGUGAACAGAAAAUUAAAGUAUUUUUGUAAAAUCUAAGAUUCCAUGUUACUUAAGGUGUUACAGUAAGCAACUGACUGCGCUUUGUUUAAGCAGGUAAUUGCAGAUGAACCCUGCGCUACCAUGUUCAUGGAGAGGAAAUAGCAGUAGGCCACAUCUUUACAGCUUUGCAAGCACUGCUUGAGUCUGGAUGAGUAACUUGAGGCACCUGCAUCUGCACUGCUGGCUGUGGGGCUGCAUGAAAUCCCCACCACAGGCAGUGUGGAAAACUGGGGUAGCUAGCUUCUGAGGGCAGUGCUGUGCCUAAAAGCAGCAUGGUGAUACAGGUGCAGUCCAAGUAGACCUGCUUUUGACAAAUAGCAGACCUGGUAUAAGUAUUCCUGUUAAUCUUUUCAUUGCAUGCUGCCAAUUUUAUAGGAACAUACAUAAUUUUAUGUAAAUACUCCACUUAGCACAUGUUUAUUUCUCUAACGCAUUUGCUGUAUUUGUUUCCUUAUGCUAUAUCACAUCAUUGAACCUUUUGCUUUUGUUAGCUAUUUUUUUUCUUAUGUGGUAGACUGGUGCUGUUAUGAAACUAGGGGCUCUUUGUUCUGGAAGACAUGGGAAAGUAUCUUAAACACUGGAAAUGGAGAAAGUCUUCUGAAUAAAAGGCGAACACUUUAAACUUUGACA